Mauremys reevesii (Reeves's turtle) is the source of this 6306-nucleotide messenger RNA. It is a transcript of the gene SKOR2, whose product is annotated as SKI family transcriptional corepressor 2. The transcript has 9 exons. NCBI's taxonomy places the organism in Eukaryota, Metazoa, Chordata, Testudines, Geoemydidae. The coding region runs from base 2469 to 5036 and encodes 855 amino acids. Gene Ontology annotation, biological process: negative regulation of BMP signaling pathway; negative regulation of transcription by RNA polymerase II. Gene Ontology annotation, molecular function: DNA-binding transcription factor activity, RNA polymerase II-specific; RNA polymerase II cis-regulatory region sequence-specific DNA binding; SMAD binding. The record is from RefSeq and is a predicted model, not a curated record. Gene Ontology annotation, cellular component: transcription regulator complex; nucleus.
GGGAGCUUUGCCCGCCUUCCUCACUGUGUCUAGGAGCUUUGAACACGCCCAUGCGCAGGCAGCCGGCUUGGGACACUCGCUGGGGAGCGCGGCGAACCCUUGGGGCUGCCCGUCCCAGCCCCCUCGAUCAGCGGAGCCGCUGCCUUCACAGGCUGCAGAGGCGACGGCGGAGCCGAGCCGAGCGGCCGGUCCCCGAGGGACACCCCGAGCAGCUCCUGUGCGAGGCGGGGGGUGGGCCGCUGGCUGGCUGGCAGCAGCACCCCUGGGGAGAGGGCGAUUUGCCUGCGGCUUGCAAUGCGCUGCCUGGCGGUUAGAAGGCGUCCGAGAUCCCCCGCCGCAGGAGGGGGAGAGAGGCGGAGGAGCCGCGCUCCGGAAAACUUCCCGGCGCUGUGAAGACGCAGCGGGCUGAGCGGGGGGGGCUCGGGUCCCACCUGGCCCCUGUUCCUGAGCCAGCGUUGAUGCCUUGCGGUAUCGUCCCUGCCAGGCGCUUGUCACAGGCGCUAGAGCCACGAUCCCCCGGCAGCUGAGUCUAACAGGGCUCUGGUGUCACCUGCAACAAAAACAAAACGCCUUUGCAAGGGCUUUUCCGAAAGCUCCACUCGGCAGCUCCAGUGAGAAAUGCCGCGCUCAGCCUGGGUGCGCUCAGUGAAUCUUCAACUAGUGUCUGCCCGGCUCCCUCUUGGCAAGUUUGGAGCGUGGCAGAGAGAGGAGAGAUCAGGAGUAAUAGGAACGGGAGCUACGUGCGUUUGUUACUUACAGGUGCAUUGAAACGCUUCAUUUCUCUCGUCUUGUGGGUUUUUUUUUUCCCGUGACUAAUUAACACUGGUCAUAAAUAACUGAUGCCAAGUGCAAGGGGAGAGAGAGUCUUCUGCUGGCUGUAAGCAGGGCCGAAGCGUGGGGUCUGCUGAAGGGAACCACUUCACUGGGCUGCUGAGAGCUGUUUCACGGACAGGAAAAGACUGGGAUCAUUCCAGGAGGGUAACUGGGGGCAGGGAGUGUCGCUCGCCAUUCCCGCUGAAGCUGUGUAUGCGGAGCUACUCUCGUUGCAGAGGCAGGGUAAGGAGCUGUCCUUUCAGCACCCACCGCCGUCCCUUUGCUCAACAGCCAACUUUCCCCAUUGCUCUGGGAUACCACCCUCUACUUAGCCUAUCCCAAGUGCUUCCUGCAACUUGCAAUUAUCCGCCUCGGGUGGGGUCUCUCUGUAUGUUAAUCAGGUGAGACUACGUCGUAUCUCUCCCUCCCCACCAGCCCCUUUUGGGUCUUAACACUUUGAAGCAUAAGGUCGGCUGAAAACGGAGCCCAACUUGAGCCAAAGCAGGCCUGCUGCGUUGUUGUUGUGGGUUGUAAGGUAGUUCUGCCCAUUUCAUUUCAUCCCAGUACAUUUUGCAUGUAAAUUCAUUUCCAGGUUAUCUCACCCGAACGGGUGAUUUGCAGACCUCGGACCGUUUUCUUUAAAAUAAAAAGCAACCUUCCUCUUUGAUAGGCAAUUUGAAUCUGUAUUUAAAUUGGAGAAAGGCCUGGAAAAAAAAUCAGUGUGUGUGGAGGAGAAGAGGCAGAAGUCAGCCAGUCAAAAGCCUGUGUAUGUGAGAGAGUUUAUAAGGGAGCAAUAUUUUCUGACAUGCGAAUCUACACUUGGAAACAAAAGUGAAGCAUGUUGCAUGGAGCAGAUUUUACCUUGUGUUUGUAAAAUGACUUUGAGGUCUAAGAAAUAACCCGUUGGUAUAAAAACAAAGAAUAAAAAAACACUCGUGUUGCCAUAAACCCUCAUAAUAUGGUUGCAGCAUUGCCUUUAGGAAUGACAUCUCUAUACUAAUAUAGGGUAAUAGCCUCAUUAAGCGAGCUGCAUGCUUGUUGCACAGAUAUCACUGUGGCUUCUAAUCAACUCCUUCCAAAACACGGGCAGUCCAGUUGUGAUCUAUAAUCCAUUAUAUUACAAAAUCCUUGGGGGAAAUGUCCCUAUAGUAUAAUAGGGUCCCUGACAAAUAACUUUUAACAUAAUAAUGAAAUCAUGACAGUGAGGGGGAAAUAUGGUAAUGGGACAGUAAAGAACUUACAUUUGGUGGAUGAGAGUCAAAUUGUGACUUAACAGACCCAUAAGUGGGUAACGUGAACUAUCAAAUUAUGGAGGAGCGUAAAAGCUAAACAAACAUGGUACCCGUAGAUUGUUUAUUCCUCAUAAAAUACAACUCUACAAAGCAGGAAGUUACUGCAAACAUUUAUCAAUAAUGAAUGAAUCUCCUGUAAUAAAAUACUUACAUAAUUAGCUACAGCCAAGUAUGUGCAUUAUGCUAACCCUUUUGCAACUCUGUGGAAAAUCUGAGUUGACAAAUCCUUUAAAAUACCCCUUUAAAUACCAAAACAACAGCAACACAUUCGCCCAGCGCUCCGCCUUCUAUUAUGCUAUGAUUUUCCAUUUCUGAAACAGAAAACUGGGCCACAGAAGACUCCCGAGGCUGCGCGCUGAAGAGAUGGCGACAAGCCCCCGGCCAGGCCCUACGGACAUCCUGCUCUCCUCCCCGUCCAACACUUACCAGCCGGACUCCAUGAGCCAGCAGAGAGCCAGCCACGGCAGCAUGAAGCCUAACCAAGUGGGCCAGGUGAUUUUGUACGGGAUCCCCAUCGUGUCUUUGGUGAUCGACGGCCAGGAGCGGCUGUGCCUGGCGCAGAUCUCCAACACCCUGCUGAAGAACUUCAGCUACAACGAGAUCCACAACAGGAGGGUGGCGCUGGGCAUCACCUGCGUGCAGUGCACCCCGGUGCAGCUGGAGAUCCUGCGGCGGGCCGGGGCCAUGCCCAUCUCUUCCCGCCGCUGCGGCAUGAUCACCAAGCGGGAGGCGGAGCGGCUCUGCAAGUCCUUCCUGGGGGAGAACCGGCCCCCUAAGCUGCCGGACAACUUCGCCUUCGACGUGUCCCACGAGUGCGCCUGGGGCUGCCGGGGUAGCUUCAUCCCGGCCCGCUACAACAGCUCCCGGGCCAAGUGCAUCAAGUGCAGCUACUGCAGCAUGUACUUCUCGCCCAACAAGUUCAUCUUCCACUCCCACCGCACGCCGGAGGCCAAGUACACGCAGCCCGACGCCGCCAACUUCAACUCCUGGCGCCGCCACCUCAAGCUGACGGACAAGAGCCCCCAGGACGAGCUGGUCUUCGCCUGGGAGGACGUCAAGGCCAUGUUCAACGGCGGGAGCCGCAAGCGGGCCCUGCCCUCCGCCCCGCCCCAGCCCGGCGCGGCGGCGGCCGCCCAGUGCCACCCGCUGGGCUCGGUCAAGGCGGCGGCCGCGGUGGUGGGCGGCGGGCUGCUGAGCCCGCACCUGCUAGGGGCGCCGCCGCCGGAGCUGCAGCAGAAGCGGGCGCGCUUCGAGGAGGACGAGGAGCUGGAGGCGGCCGGCGGCGGCGGCAAGAGCCAGCGGAGCUACCCGGUCAUCCCGGUGCCCAGCAAGGGCUCCUUCGGCGGCGUGCUGCACAAGCUGCCCGGCUGCGGCGGCCUCUUCCCGCACCCCUACGGCUUCCCCGCCGCCGCCUUCGGCCUCUGCCACAAGAAGGAGGAGGGCGCGGCCGGCGAGGCCCACAAGGCGGCCGGCGGCCUCUCGGGCCUCUUCUGGCCCGGCCGGAAGGAAGCCGCCUUCUACCCGCCCUUCUGCAUGUUCUGGCCGCCCCGCGCCCCCGGCGGCCUGCCGGUGCCCACCUACCUGCAGCCGCCGCCGCAGCCGCCCAGCGCCCUCAGCUGCUCCCUGGGCGACAGCCCCGGCCUGCUGCGCCAGGCCUUCCUGGACCUGGCCGAGCCCAGCGGCGAGGCGGCGGCCGCCGGGCUGGGCGCCCCCCCGGCCGCGGCCGCUCCGGCUCCCGCUCCCCCGGCCAGCGGCAGCGGCAGGGACCCGCUCUUCGAGACGCCCCCUGGCGGCGGGGACGCCGCGUCCCCCGCGGCGGAGGCGGGCGGCGGGGGCAGGGUGCCGGCUCGCCACCCGCACCCGCACCCGCACCUGCUGGAGGGCCAGGCCGGCCGCAAGGCGGGCAGCGGCUACCACCACUCCAGCGCCUUCCGGCCGGUCGGGGGCAAGGAGGACUCGGAGAGCCUGGCCAAGCUGCACGGGGCCAGCGGCGGGCCCCACCACCCGGCCUCCCCGCUGCUGCUGGUGCAGGAGGAGCCGGGCUGCGAGCGCCACCCGCCGCUGCCGCAGCCCCAGGCCCCCCACCGCCUCCUCUCCCCGGGCGGCACCAGCUGCAGCUACCCCAGCGAGGAGAGCAGCGAGGAAGAGGAGGAGGAGGAGGACGAGGAGGAAGAGCAGGAGGUGGACGUGGAGGGGCACAAGCAGCCGGAGGAGGAGGAGCAGGAGGGGGACCAAGGGGUGGACGCCCUAGGGGGGAGCAGCCGGUACCUCCAGAGCCGGGGGCUGACGGAGAAAGGAGGAGGCAGCAGGGACCGGGCUGCUGCUACUGGCCUCUUCCCCAUCAACUCCUCCAGGCAGCAGCAAGAGGAGAAACUAGGGGACACCAGUGCAGAGCUGCAUCCUCCUCCCCCUGGCCCCCCGAAAGGGGGGAAUAGCAGCAGCAGCAGCAGCCCAGUGCACCAUCCAUCACUGGAGGAGCAGCCCUCCUACAAAGAUAAUCAGAAAAGCAAGGAAGGUAACCAAGUCAUUUUGGCUACAAAAGAGGACAGCAACUUUUCAGAUAAGAACAAAGAGCAUAAUUUUUUCAUCACAGAAGAGCCUUCAGGAGGAGACUUCUGGCGAGAUAUAGCAGGUGAGCACACACAAGAAACCAAUUCACCUCAUUCACUGAAGAAGGAUGUAGAAAACAUGGGGAAAGAAGAACUUCAGAAGGUUUUGUUUGAACAAAUAGAUUUACGGAGGAGAUUAGAACAGGAAUUCCAAGUGUUGAAAGGAAACGCUUCUUUCCCAGUAUUCAAUAAUUUUCAAGAUCAGAUGAAACGGGAGCUGGCAUACAGAGAAGAAAUGGUGCAGCAGUUACAAAUUGGACUCUGGCAAAUCCUCCUCUUUGUUUGCUCAACUUUGGGCUGGUCACAAAGUUCAGAUCCAUAAUUUGAUCCAACUGGAAUUUCCUCAGAGUUUGGAUGUGCUGCAUUUUGGAGCUAUCUCCAUUUCUGGCCUCUUUGAAGAACCGAGUAAUCCAGCAACUAUUUGACUGCAGAAUUGAUGUCUACCUCUCAGUCCCGCCAUUCAUGCAGGUUUUUAAAUGAUCAUGAGCCACCAAAAAACAAAAUUCUGCCCAACAAUUUGAUUUUUGAGGGCAGGAGACCACACUCCUCAUUGGGUCCUUAAUGUGCUACUGUAAUUUAAAAAAACAACCCACCAAUGGAGUUGCACUAAAAUUAAAGAGCUCACAAUUUAUGUUCUAUGAAGGAUAGGCCCCUUUUUAUGACCACGAUGUUCAGUGUAUGUGUGAGAGUGUAUCUAGUUGUAUGUGAAUGAGUCAGAUUAGGACCUGUCUGCCAUUCAGAAUUCUUUGGCUGCGAGUAGCAAUGCAACUCAGUGUGUCAAUGGCAUUACCAGUUUGUUUCUUUGCCUAAAGUUUUUAGACUAUAUUAACCUUGGCAAGGAUAGAGGCAGAAAUCAGUGUUACAGAGUGGCUCUGGAUUCCUCGAGCCCAGCCCUGUCCUCAGCUGGUACUUAUGUCCAUUGAUACCCAGCUAACUAUGUAAAAAGUGGCUUUGUGGGACCCCAUUGUUGUUUCUUCCUGAUAUCCAAGUCAGAUUGUCUCACUUUACAAAUGAAAAGAUGUUUCCCUUCCCUUCCCAAACAUACCUGCCAGUUCUGCAAGCUUGGUUCUCUCCAUCUGAUGCAUUAUCACCAGUAAUGGAGAUACUUCAGGCCAAAUUCUAUGUUUGGUGACACUAUGCAGCCCUGUUGUCUUCAAAUUCUGCAGUCAUUUGACCUCUUUACAGAGAGACAAGUAUAAACGAGAGCAGAACUUAGUCCCACAGUUGCUUGAUUAACAACUCUGGUGAAUGAGCUGGAAUAGAAUCCAACUCUCUUCCCCCACAGUUGGUUUUGGCUCUGCUGGGGCAUAAAGCAGUAAAACUUCCUUUUGUUACUGACGUCAGCAUAUAUGACUCUGAAUACAUACAGCAAGCUGCUCUGCUGGGUAAUCAGGUGCCAUUUUAUCUAGUUGUUUGGUUGCCAAUGGCUACUUUUUAAAAUACCAAACCUGUACCUGUGUCCCUGAAUGUGCUAUGUUAAUAAGAUGGAACAAUGCUCCUUUCCCAAGGUUUGGUAAAUCCAGACUGGAAAAGGAUGUCAUUGUGGAGUCAGCAACAAAGAGUCCUGUGGCACCUUGUAGACUAACAGAUGU